AUGUCGUCCGCCUUUGAGAGAUUGCAGCACAUUGCCCAGAUUGUGUCUUCGGGCACAGACAGCCAGAUGGCCAAAUCAUUGAAACCCGUCCGCCCUUUCCGCAUUGCCGUGAUUGGAUCCGGAAACUGGGGUACUACGGUUGCAAAAAUCUGCGCCGAAAACGCCGCUGCAAGACCCCACUUGUUCCGUCGGCAUGUGCCCAUGUGGGUUUACCAGGAACAGGUUGAUGGCCGUAACUUGACGGACAUCAUCAACGAGGACCACGAAAACGUGCGCUACUUGCCCGGUGUCAAGCUCCCCCGCAACUUGCGUGCCUUGCCCGACAUUGUCGAAGUGGCCAAGGAUGCUGACUUGCUUAUUUUCAACUUGCCCCACCAGCACUUGAACCGUAUUCUUGAUCAAUUGAAGGGCCAUGUGCGCCCCACUUGCCGUGGUAUCUCGUGCCUUAAAGGCUUGGAGGUGACUCCAAAUGGCUGCAAAUUGUUGAGCACUGUCAUCACUGAGCGCUUGGGAAUUGCAUGUGGUGCGCUUUCCGGUGCAAACUUGGCCCCAGAAAUUGCCCGUGGCCAGUGGUCUGAAACAACCGUGGCGUACCAGAUCCCCGAAGACUUUGCUGGUGUGGGCAAGGACAUUGACCAUUUUGUGUUGAAGGCUGCGUUCCACAGACCAUAUUUCCAUGUUAACGUGGUGGAGGAUGUUGCUGGAGUUUCUGUUGCCGGUGCAUUGAAGAAUGUCGUGGCAUUGGCUGUCGGAUUUGUCGAAGGUCUCGGCUGGGGCGACAAUGCCAAGGCUGCAAUCAUGCGUGUGGGUUUGUUGGAGACGAUCCGCUUCUCACAAAUGUUCUUCCCACAACUGAGACAGUCAACAUUCACAAAAGAGUCUGCCGGUGUUGCCGAUUUGAUCACAACCUGUGCAGGUGGACGUAAUGUCAAAGUUGGUAGAUACAUGGCGGAAACAGGCGAAGACGCUGAAACCGCCGAGAAAAAGUUGUUAAAUGGUCAAUCAUCUCAAGGUAUUCUCACAGCGCGUGAAGUGCACGAUCUUUUAAAGGCCGUGGGGAAGACAGACGAGUUCCCAUUGUUUGAGGCUACUUACCAGAUUCUUUAUGGAAGUGAGAGUAUUGAGAACUUGCCACUCUUGUUGGAGAACGAUUAA
Clavispora lusitaniae ATCC 42720 is the source of this 1155-nucleotide messenger RNA. It is a transcript of the gene GPD1, whose product is annotated as glycerol-3-phosphate dehydrogenase (NAD(+)). Gene Ontology annotation, biological process: carbohydrate metabolic process; glycerol-3-phosphate catabolic process. Gene Ontology annotation, cellular component: nucleus; cytosol; glycerol-3-phosphate dehydrogenase (FAD) complex. Lineage: Eukaryota; Fungi; Ascomycota; Pichiomycetes; Serinales; Metschnikowiaceae. Gene Ontology annotation, molecular function: glycerol-3-phosphate dehydrogenase [NAD(P)+] activity; NAD binding; protein homodimerization activity. The record is from RefSeq and is a predicted model, not a curated record.